AUGUUGUACAGGUUAAGCCGUAAUGAAAAAACACUCAUUUAUUCGAAAGACAACAUAGAUGGACUUCCUUUACCAGAUAUUAUAUUUGCUUCGAAGUACAAAUUUAAAACUUCAUGUUUGUUGAUGCAAUAUGAUGGUUCGCAAACUGAUUGCCAAUCUUAUCUAAGCUCCCCCAAGCUUAAUAUCAAUAGACCAGAUAGACCAGGGUGGAUAACAAGCUUUACUGCUCAAAACAUUAAGUUUCUUGAUCCUGCAGGCAACCAUUAUAAUCGCAGCGUUGUUCGUAGAAUAAAUUUCGAAUUUAACAUAAGUGAUGAACUUUAUUUAACCAAUGCAGAUGCAGGAAUGUGGGCAAUUUUAUCUAACAGUGAGUCAAACAUUGUUUCUCAAAGUAGUUCGAUACAUGUUACAAGUGAUGUCAACUCUACGGUCUAUGCAAGUAUCUACAAUCUUGGUAAAAGUCAGCAAAACGUCUUCAAAAUUGAGUGGACCAUCCAUAAGUUUAUUAUUCAAAGUGCACUAAACGUCGUCUUUGGGCUAGCUCACUUUACAACAUUGCCCAUGCUGACUGUUACAUACGCUACAAACCCAAUUGUUAACAAUAACAACGUCUACGCACGCGUUUCCGUGGAACCUUCUUCCUAUAUGGUCAAAACCGAGACAGAAAAAUCUGAUAUGACAUUAUUCAGUGUGUUAAGCGUCUUAGGAGGUGAUAGAGCCAUAGACCCUUGGGGUUGUGUCCAACGUACACAGUUAAAACGCAUUGGUUUUCGCAAAUCGGUCAUUGAUCAAUUAGCGAAUAUUGCUUAUUGGGCUACGGAUAGGGGUACGGCUCUUAAAGGAGGAAAAAGUAAACCAACAUACACAAUUGAUAAGGAUAUAGAGAGUGGAAAGGAAAACUCAAUCAGUGGAAGUAAAGAAAAAAGCAUAAUUAGUGCCAAUACAGAAGGGGACACUGAUGACGAGAACGAAGAAGAAUGGACAAUGAAAAAACUUCGUUGUAAAUUUAAAACCAUGCAAAAACGACAGAAAGCAUUGGAGAACUUUCUGCAAGAUUAUGUUGUGGAUAUGACAUUUUAUAUUAAUAAUAACCAUUAUAAGCAAGAUAAAAAGACGGAUAGCAAUAAAGAAUGA
Molecule: messenger RNA, 1134 nt
Organism: Paraglomus occultum
Lineage: Eukaryota; Fungi; Glomeromycota; Glomeromycetes; Paraglomerales; Paraglomeraceae
Source: the annotation of a GenBank genome assembly